AUAUGUGAACUCAAUUUCUACAGUCCUAUCCUGACGGUCAAGACGAACAGAAAACGAUUGGCUGUUGUCCUUAAGGAUCAGCUCUUUGUGUAUGAUAUCAUUAACAUGAAGUUGCUGCAUACAAUGGACAUUAUACCAGAUCCAUUGGGUACCCAUAAAAUAUGAUAUUUACCCUCAACCCACGAUUGGGUUAGCUGUUUUUACUCUAUCUUCUUUGACAGAGUAUCGUUGUUUAGCAUGACAGCCAUUACAUCCUUCUAGUGAGUACACAACAAAUGGCAGUGGAGAUCUUGAGGUGUAUAAUACGAAAACCAUGUCAUUGGUCAAUAAAGUACAGGCGCAUAAGUUUCUUAUUGUUUUUUUUUGCCACGAACGCAGAAGGAAGCAGCAUUGUCAUUGCCAGUGAAAAAGUAACAUCCUCCUAUCAUAGACGCAUGUCAUUAAUCUAAAUCCAUAUGGAUCAAUGAACCA
Molecule: messenger RNA, 471 nt
Organism: Gilbertella persicaria
Lineage: Eukaryota; Fungi; Mucoromycota; Mucoromycetes; Mucorales; Choanephoraceae
Exons: 1
Coding region: 276-449 (57 amino acids)
Source: RefSeq, a predicted model, not a curated record